UAUCAUACGUUUUAUUUAUACGGCAACAAAAAUGGCGGCUUCGUACUGGGGAAUUAUCAUGAACAUCGUGAACAGCAUUGUUGGCGUCAGCGUGUUGACGAUGCCGUUUUGUUUCAAGGAGUGCGGCCUCGUGAUGGGCACCCUGCUCCUCAUGCUGUGCUGUUGGAUGACCCAUCAGUCCUGUAUGUUCCUCGUGAAAUCGGCCACUUUGAGCAAGCGCAGAACCUAUGCCGGGCUUGCCUUUCAUGCCUACGGAAAAGCUGGGAAAAUGCUGGUGGAGACAAGUAUGAUCGGACUGAUGCUGGGGACCUGCAUCGCCUUCUACGUUGUAAUCGGAGACCUCGGCUCCUCUUUCUUUGCCCGUUUGCUUGGCCUUCAGGUGACAGAAGGUUUCCGGAUCUUCCUCCUGUUCGCUGUGUCACUGUGCAUCGUUCUUCCACUUAGCCUUCAGCGCAACAUGAUGGCCUCCAUCCAGUCUUUCAGUGCCAUGGCUCUCAUUUUCUACACAGUCUUCAUGUUUGUGAUCAUUCUGUCCUCGUUCAAGCACGGCCUCUUCAGUGGGCAGUGGAUGCAGCAGGUCAGCUAUGCUCGCUUUGAAGGAAUUUUCCGCUGCAUUCCCAUCUUCGGCAUGUCCUUUGCCUGCCAGUCCCAAGUUCUUCCCACCUAUGACAGCCUGGACGAACCUUCUGCUAAGACGAUGAGUUCCAUCUUUGCGUCCUCUCUAAAUAUCGUCACCGCGUUCUAUGUUCUGGUCGGUUUCUUCGGUUAUGUCAGUUUCCCUGAAACAAUAGCUGGCAAUGUGCUGGUCAACUUCCCGUCCAAUGUGGUGACUGAGAUGAUCCGAGUGGGCUUCAUGAUGUCAGUGGCUGUCGGGUUCCCGAUGAUGAUCCUUCCCUGCCGGCAGGCGCUGAGCACGCUCCUUUUCGAGCAGCAGCAAAAAGAUGGCACGUUCGCAGCCGGCGGGUACAUGCCACCCUUACGGUUCAAAGUUUUGACAUUAGUGGUGGUGUUCGGAACCAUGAUGGGCGGAAUUCUUAUACCGAACGUGGAAACCAUUCUGGGAGUGACUGGAGCAACUAUGGGAAGUCUCAUCUGCUUCAUCCUUCCUGCUCUCAUUUAUAAGAAGAUCCAUAACAAGGGCCUGACGUCACAGUUCAUUCUUGGAGUCGGCCUGGUGAUUCUGGUGAUCAGCACCUACGCUACCAUGAUGGUUCCCCAGGAACCGUCUCCGCAAAUCAAGUCCGAGCUGCUGGAGAGAGAAGGCAUCAAAGACGGGGAGGUGCCGCUGGAACAAAACAUUCUCAAAAUAUCAGUCCAGAAACCCGUUGUGGAGGAACCCGCUGAUGACCGAGAUAAGCUGAAGUUACCUCCGAAGAAAGAAGAAGUGGAGCAACCUCAGAUUAAAGGUCCCAUUGAAGUCCCCCAACCAGAGGAGGCGAAGAAGAAGCAGGAAGAAGAUCAGUUAGACAGACCUGACCAAGGCAUUGCAAUACCCGUUGGGGAGGCACACCGCCAUGAGCCCCCGGUUCCGCAAGACAGAGUAGCUGUCGAUGAAAGAAAGGACCGUGAGGAGUCAGAGGAGAAGGUAGUCCCCGAGGCCAAGGCGGAUGUUGGUCCAAAGGACGUUAGACCAGAAGAAAAAUUACAAGGUAAAAAUGAACAGCAACUUCCACCCCAAAAAGAAGAUCAUGGACCCCCGCCUCAGCAGCUCCCCCAGGAGGAAAAGAUUGUGAAAAAAGAUCCCGAAAAGGCAGUUAAAGAACAAGAGGUCCCACCUCCGAAGAAAGAUCUAGCAGGGGACAAAGCUGAGAAUGAUGUGGUGGAUUCCAAGAAGAACGCAGAACCAGCGGCAGGAGACAAAGCAAAGGAAGACCUGGCACAAGCAGAGGAAAGUCUAGAAAAUCAGCUGAAGAAUGCCGGGGGGGCAGCCGAUGGUGAACACGGAAUCGAUCUGGCCCUGGUAGAGAAAGUUCUAGAACAGAAGCUCCAAAAUGCCGAAGCCGCAGCCAUGGAGAAAGAAAAAAACGACCUGGCUGAGAAAUCUCCGGAGAAACAACUCAAAGAAGAAGACCCGAAGGAGCAAGCACCAGGCAACGCACGACCCGAGCAGCGCGAAGUGAGAAACGCUGAAAUGAAGGCAGCGGAGAGUCAAGAAGAAGCCGGGAAGGCGGAGAUGCUGGACCACGCCAUCUUGUUACAAGUCAUUAAGGAGCAACAGGUGCAGCAGAAACGUCUUCUGGACCAACAGGAGAAGCUUUUGGCCGUGAUCAAAGAGCAGCACAUGGAGAUCCACCAGGAGCAGCAAGGUGACAAAGCUGACGACGUCGCUCCAGAACAUUCGCGGAGUAAGGAACAAAUGAAGGCGCAAAAGCAAGAUGAUAAAGAUCUCAUCAUUAAUAAGGAGCCCGUUGCAGACGAACACAAGGCAGAGCAGAGGAAAGACGCAGAGAAAGUCGGCUUGCCCCCACCUGAGGCGAAGGUAGCCAAGGAAGCCCCUGUCCUGCAGAACAGUAAAGAUCUGAAUAUGGUGGAAAAGGCCCCGGAGCCUGAUGUGGUAGAAAGGACAGAGGAGCAUCCCGUAGUGCAGAGAGUUGAACCUCCACAGCAAAAGCCAGCAGCUGAAAUGCCACCCGCACAGGCGGUCCAUAUACAGAAGCCAGCGCAGGAAGAGGAGGAGGCAUUGAAGAAGCCAAACCAGGUCAAGAGCCUUCUGAAGAAUCAAGAUGGCGACCUUAAUGCAAAAGAGAACGAGGUCUUGCGUGGUCCACCGAAGCAGAAGCUCAUUGAGGAAGAGCAAGUCCCGGUGGAUAAAGUGGUAAAACUACCAGCAGGGCAGCCGAAAGCGCAGCUUCAAGGGGGAGUAGAGAUCAAAGUUCAAAGAGUGGACCAAGAUCUCCAAAGACCGGAUGCUGACCUUAAUGUCCAUCCUAAGGAACCGAACCCUAACGAAUUUAAUAAUCAUGAUGGAAACGCGAUGCCAGGGAAAGAGCCAGCGGAAGCCGCGGAGCCUGCUGGUGAGAACAUGAUGGCCGGCCACAAAGAUGGCGGCGCAGGGCCAGACGAUGAACAGGGCAACCCAAAACGAGAUCUGAAGGCACAGAACGAUGUGGAGCUCCGGAGGAGGAAGAGAGAUCUUUCAAACGAAGUCAUUGAGAGCGACGGGGCCCAUAUUAUCGGCUUCAACCACGCCCCCAACCCAAGAGUCAACGACCUCCACGCGGCGCUUGAGGCCCAUCUCAACGCCGAAGCCGGCCUGCAGGUGGUUUACAGCCGACAAAUCAAACAGCUUACAGAGGAAAAGAAGAGAUGACAGCCGAUGGGACAAAAGGGGACACCA
Molecule: messenger RNA, 3337 nt
Organism: Nanorana parkeri
Lineage: Eukaryota; Metazoa; Chordata; Amphibia; Anura; Dicroglossidae
Gene: SLC38A10
Product: solute carrier family 38 member 10
Exons: 18
Coding region: 32-3310 (1092 amino acids)
Biological process (GO): amino acid transmembrane transport
Molecular function (GO): amino acid transmembrane transporter activity
Source: RefSeq, a predicted model, not a curated record